This is a messenger RNA of Thalassophryne amazonica, 1226 nucleotides long. It is a transcript of the gene hprt1l, whose product is annotated as hypoxanthine phosphoribosyltransferase 1, like. Lineage: Eukaryota; Metazoa; Chordata; Actinopteri; Batrachoidiformes; Batrachoididae. Gene Ontology annotation, molecular function: magnesium ion binding; hypoxanthine phosphoribosyltransferase activity. The transcript is spliced from 9 exons. Bases 209 to 856 code for a protein of 215 amino acids. The record is from RefSeq and is a predicted model, not a curated record. Gene Ontology annotation, biological process: guanine salvage; hypoxanthine metabolic process; purine ribonucleoside salvage.
ACAAAUAUGGCAUAAAGCGCAUUUUAAGAGCAGGUUGUGUGAGGCAAAUCAGAUUAUUGGGUAUCCAAACGGGAUUCUGACGUAGAGGCUUAAAUCCCGGGCAGGCAGACGAGUAUCGCCCGUGCGUGUGCUCGCCCACAGUGAGUCGGUAGAAAGCGUGUUCGGCACAAGCGACGUCGAGCGAUGAUUCUUCGGAACUGAUCGGAAAAUGGCUUCGUAUCUGCAGAUCGCCGAUGACGAGAAAGGCCACGAACUGGACCUUUUCUGUGUCCCCAGACAUUAUGAGAACGACUUGGACAAAGUGAUCAUCCCUCACGGACUCAUCAUGGACAGGACGGAGCGUCUGGCACGUGACAUUAUUCAGGACAUGGGAGAACACCACAUUGUAGCCUUGUGUGUCCUGAAAGGAGGCUACAAGUUCUUUGCAGACCUGCUGGAUUACAUUAAAGCCCUCAACCAGAACAGCGAUAAAUCAGUCCCGCUGACAGUGGAUUUCAUUAGGGUGAAGAGCUACUGUAAUGACAAGUCAACAAACAGUGUCAGAGUGAUAGGUGGGGAUGACCUGUCCAGUCUCUCAGGAAAGAAUGUUUUAAUUGUUGAGGACAUAGUGGAGACGGGACGGACGAUGCAGACGCUGCUUUCUCUGCUGAGUGAAUGUAAUCCCAAAAUGGUUAAAGUGGUGAGCCUCCUGGUGAAGAGGACACCGAGGACUUCAGGGUACAGACCGGACUAUAUUGGGUUUGAAGUGCCGGAUGCCUUUCUGGUGGGCUAUGCUUUGGACUACAAUGAGUACUUCAGAGAUCUCAAUCACAUCUGCGUACUGAAUGAACAAGCCAAGGAGAAGUACAAAGUGUGACUUCGAAUACUGCGGACGCAAAGAUGAAUCAAUGAAAACUCGGACCACUGUGAUCACACGCCUGUUGCUUUGAAUCAUAUUUAUUUUUCUACAUAAGGAUCCACAAAAAUGUGGAUUAAGAACACUUAUUUCCUCCUCUUUGGAAUGAGUGGGAUGACUAUGUUGUGUAUAUUGUUAUUAUUUGGUUGUUAAAUUAGAAUUUGAUGUCCAAAUUCUGAAGAAGGGAAAACGCUAAAUUGUUAAGACUCAGGCUGUUGCUUUAUGUUCACCGAACUGUCAGUCACAUUUUUACUUUGUACAUGUCUCUGUUUGGAGUUGAAAUGCUGAUGUAUGCCUUUAAUAUGCCAUAAAAUGACUGACCUGGAAUGUA